AUGAAGGUCGUAAUAGAUUUACUAUCAGAAUUCAUCGGCACAUUCACGGGCUUUUGCAUCGUGGUUCUGGUUUUGUGUCUGUAUGGCUCUUACAUACGUAAGAUGUGUUGUCCAUGUUGUCAACAGAGCGAACCUAGUAGUAGUGUUUAA
Molecule: messenger RNA, 150 nt
Organism: Capsella rubella
Lineage: Eukaryota; Viridiplantae; Streptophyta; Magnoliopsida; Brassicales; Brassicaceae
Exons: 1
Coding region: 1-150 (49 amino acids)
Source: RefSeq, a predicted model, not a curated record